AGCAGAGAGAGUCAUGCUGUUUCUCCUUUUCUCUAUAGUUCGCUCGAGGUAAAAGAACUCUGGCUGGAUACCAUCUUCUGGCAAACAAAAGAAACCAAGGGAACCAGAAUCACUAAAGUUCCAUCAACUAAAUUCCUAAUGAAGGUGUUAAGCAGCUGCAAUGCUCCAAAACCUCUAAAUGCCAGCAAUAUGGAGACUUUGAUUGAGUGCCAGUCAGAGGGCGAUAUCAAGAAAUGCCACUUGUUGGUGUCGUGUGACAGUGAAGAUGGGCUUUGCCAUCUGAUUGAUGGUAAUAAGAAAAGAAAGAAGGUGAUAUCAUGGCCCUUCGCGCUGCGAUGGAACUCUACAAUAUCAGAGUCCUCGGGACAUUUAGAAUCUGAUCUGAAGACUUCUCUGUUUGAUCAGCCUCUGUCAAUUGUCUGUGGUGAAGAUGACACACUCCCCAAACCCAUCCAGGAUAUCCUUACUACACUGUACUUUAAAGGACCUUUCACUGAAGGAAUAUUCAGAAAAGCUGCCAAUGAAAAAGCACGCAAGGAGUUGAAGGAAGAACUGAACUCAGGAGGAAAGGUUGACUUGGAAAGCAAACCCGUGCAUCUGUUAGCAGUGGUCUUUAAGGAUUUCCUACGAAAUAUCCCAGAUAAGCUACUCUCAUCUGAACUUUAUGACGAGUGGAUGACAGUGAUGGAGAAGCAGAGCAAUCCUGACAGAAUUGAAGGAUUGAAAGAGGUUGCAGACAAAUUACCAAGACCAAAUCUCCUCUUGCUCAAGCAUUUGGUCUUUGUACUUCACCAUCUCAGCAAAACCUCUGAGGUCAACCGGAUGGAUUCCAGCAAUCUUGCUAUCUGCAUUGGGCCAAACCUGCUGACUCCAAAGCACGCUGAAACCUUACCACUCGAAGUCCAGAAACAGAUGAAUGACAAGGUUAAGACAUUAGUGGAAUUCCUCAUUGAUAACUACUUUGAAGUAUUUGGGGAGGAUAUAUCUUUGCUCUUCAGUCCAUCAGCUGAUGAUUCACUGGAACACACCGACAGCUCCACAGAACUGUUAUCUCCCACUCAGCAAAAUGACUCUGCCUACGACAGCACUGAUCCCGAGGCUGAAUGCAGCUCCAGCAUUUCUCAAAUCAAGCUGCUCCAGAAGGCCAAAGGGAAAACCAGUAGCCUGAGAAGUAGAGACCCACGAUGCCAAAAACCACAGGACCUCCCCCCCCUUGCCUCUUCACUAACCGUUUUUAAAAACUCCAUAAGCACACUGGAUAGGAGAUUCUCUGAGCCAGACAUGUCCUUGCAGGACUGCCUUGACGGCAAGAUAAGUAGCCAGAAGCUAACCAAAAGUGAGGAUAACUUCACCAUCCAGCAGGAACAGCUGAGGUUGCAAGGUCAAGAACUGGAAAAGCGCCUGCCAGGGGAAUUUUUUCCUGGAGGUCACUAUAGGACUAAAAAGCCACUAAACCUAAGUGUGAAAACCAACUUGCCAUCAGAAUUAUCAAGUGGCUCAUUACCCAAAACAUCCUCCAACUGUUCCUUGGAUAGCUCCUUAUCCAAUUCUGACUGCUCUGUCUUUACCAGCUCACCAUUAGUUUCUCCUUCCAGUCCCAAGAGAAACUUCGUAACCAGACCCCAGUCCUUUUCCACCAAGACUGCUGAUGAAAGUGAUACACCCAUCAGAGAGAUCAAAAAGCACUCCAUGUCAUUUUCUUUUGCAACCCGCAAGAAAGUGCUAACAAAAACUCAAAGUUGGGAGCCUGGAAAAGCUAUGGGCUUUCAAAGAAACAGCUUCAAGAAGGACUCAAAGAAAGAAAAUCAGUUUUCAGGCAGAAUAGUCCAGGAACACUGUACCAACAAUGGCAAACCAUUAUCUGUGGUAUAUCAACCAAGGUCUCGUUUCAGGUCAGCUGAUGAGGUAUUUAGAGAAGUGGACCAGAAAAAUCCUGGCAAACCACCAUCGUAUGAAGAGGCUACUAAAAACUGCCUGGCUGCUAAGGUCCCUUCAUACAGUACCUUAACAAUUCAGAAUAUGAGAGCAACUGUGUCAAAUCAAGACUCUUUGCCUCCUCAUCCAGGUCUCAGCAAUAGAGAGGUUACAACAGAUACGUAUCAGAAGGAUCUACCCUCUGACAGACUUUUUGUGGUAAAUGAUUCUCAGAUACAAACUGAAACCAUUGACAUUGGAAUAAAUUCCCGUGCAAGUUUACCUGUAACCCCUCGAGUUUAUCGUCUCAGGACUAUGUCUGAGUCCUAUCAAAAGAACAAACAAGAGUAUCUGACACGACGAUGCAGUCAGCCACUCUUUGAGGUUGACCAGCUCAAAUAUGCUAAGGAAUCCUAUGUUUAA
Emys orbicularis (European pond turtle) is the source of this 2337-nucleotide messenger RNA. It is a transcript of the gene TAGAP, whose product is annotated as T cell activation RhoGTPase activating protein. Gene Ontology annotation, molecular function: GTPase activator activity. The transcript is spliced from 10 exons. Lineage: Eukaryota; Metazoa; Chordata; Testudines; Emydidae. Gene Ontology annotation, biological process: regulation of Rho protein signal transduction; signal transduction. The record is from RefSeq and is a predicted model, not a curated record. Bases 139 to 2337 code for a protein of 732 amino acids.